CAGAUUCAGCUGGCUGCUCCGUGUUCCAGUCCAACAGCCCAGACGCCGUGUUUGUAUAUAUUUGCAGGCAGCCUCAGGGGGACCAUCUCAGGAGCAGAGCACCGGCAGCCACCUGCAGAGCCGGGCAGUACCUCACCAUGGCCAUGGCAGGCAUCUUUGUGCUGUUCUCUUUCGCGCUUUGUGGCUUCCUCCCAGAUGCUGCCUUUGGGGUUGAGGUGGACUGCAGUAGGUUUCCCAACACUACAAAUGAGGAAGGCAAAGACGUAUUGGUCUGCACUGAGGACCUCCGCCCCAUCUGCGGUACCGAUGGAGUCACUCACAGCGAGUGCUUGCUGUGUGCCUACAACAUAGAGUAUGGAACCAAUAUCAGCAAAGAGCACGAUGGAGAAUGCAGGGAAGCUGUUCCUAUGGACUGCAGCAGGUAUCCCAACACGACAAAUGAGGAAGGCAAAGUGAUGAUCCUCUGCAACAAGGCCCUCAACCCCGUCUGUGGUACUGAUGGAGUCACCUACGACAAUGAGUGUGUGCUGUGUGCCCACAACCUAGAGCAGGGGACCAGCGUUGGCAAGAAGCAUGAUGGUGGAUGUAGGAAGGAACUUGCUGCAGUGAGUGUUGACUGCAGCGAGUACCCUAAGCCUGCCUGCACGUUGGAAUACAGACCUCUCUGUGGCUCCGACAACAAAACAUAUGGCAACAAGUGCAACUUCUGCAAUGCAGUCGUGGAAAGCAACGGGACUCUUACUUUAAGCCAUUUUGGAAAAUGCUGAAUAUCAACGCUGAGAGAAUUCACCGCAGGAUCCCCACUGGCAAAUCCCAGCGAGAGGUCUCACCUCGGUUCAUCUCGCACUCUGGGGAGCUCAGCUCACUCCUGAUUUUCUUUCUCAAUAAACUAAAUCAGCAACACUUCUUUGUCUUGUUUAAUGCUCUGUCUCAUGCAAUGUUUUCUUCUGAUUUGUUGGACAGUGAUACCAGACUCAAUAUGUUCCAUGCUUGUGGCUCUGGGGUAUAACAAGAACAACAUCUUGCUCCCAUCCCUGUCAUAAAAGGCAGAAAAUUAAGUACAGAUGCAUAAACCUCGGCUGUGUGACUUUGCGCAUAAAUGAUAGUCAGCCUCCAUUAGUGUUCAGACCCUUUUAGACAGCUGAAAUAUUGCUACGAACUGCUGAUGCUGGCUGAGCUCCCCUAUGGUACAAGCAGCACACUUUCCUUGCGCAGCAUUAGUGAAAGCAGCUCAGGGUGCAGUGGUGGCCAAACCCAGGGCCAAUCCCAUGGCCUCCUAUACAUGGUCCAUACUCACGGGCAUAGCUGCUAGGGAGGUGCAUGUUUUUCAGACGUUAGUGUGCCCUGCCUACGUGCCUGGGUCCUCCAAAUGACAUUGCAAGGUUUUUCUCAUCUUGUCCUUUAAUGAUCACCAAGUGUUUUGAGAUGAAUGCCUUCCUAGGUCUGGUUCUGCUCUUGCCUACUGGUCUUUUCUCAGCCGAACUAUCUGAGCAGUGUUUUGCAAUCCGAGGAAAAGUAUCCCUCUGCUUUGGAAAGCGUGACCUCUGUCAUUGGUGCAUUGUCCGU
This is a messenger RNA of Meleagris gallopavo (turkey), 1566 nucleotides long. Its product is annotated as ovomucoid. NCBI's taxonomy places the organism in Eukaryota, Metazoa, Chordata, Aves, Galliformes, Phasianidae. The record is from RefSeq and is a predicted model, not a curated record. Gene Ontology annotation, molecular function: serine-type endopeptidase inhibitor activity; protein binding.